Equus caballus (horse) is the source of this 1338-nucleotide messenger RNA. RefSeq names its product small ubiquitin like modifier 1 (gene SUMO1). Gene Ontology annotation, cellular component: PML body; nucleus. The record is from RefSeq and is a predicted model, not a curated record. Gene Ontology annotation, biological process: protein sumoylation. Gene Ontology annotation, molecular function: ubiquitin-like protein ligase binding; protein tag activity. NCBI's taxonomy places the organism in Eukaryota, Metazoa, Chordata, Mammalia, Perissodactyla, Equidae.
UCAGCCGGGGCCGGGAUGGAGGCGCGGGGGAGGGGAGCGCGCCCUGGGGGAGGGGGCGGCCGGUGGGGCCUCGGCCCGGGAGGAAGGGAGUGGGCUGGGGCCGCAGACGCCGGGGCCUGCCGCGGGCCUCCGGGAGCCGCCCUGCCGCUCCCCGGGCUCGCUCGUCCCCUCGCCCCAGCGCCUCUGGCCGCGGCCUCCGUCAAGUCGGCCCCCUUCUGUCUCCAGUCCACCAGAAUCAUCAAAGGCAGUGAGGACUUCAGCUCUUCAGUUCAGGAGGCAAAACCUUCAACUGAGGAUUUGGGGGAUAAGAAGGAAGGAGAAUACAUAAAACUGAAAGUCAUUGGACAGGAUAGCAGUGAGAUUCACUUCAAAGUGAAAAUGACAACACAUCUCAAGAAACUUAAAGAAUCAUACUGUCAAAGACAGGGAGUUCCAAUGAAUUCACUCAGGUUUCUCUUUGAAGGUCAGAGAAUUGCUGAUAAUCACACUCCAAAAGAACUGGGGAUGGAGGAAGAAGAUGUGAUUGAAGUUUAUCAGGAACAAACAGGGGGUCAUUCAACGAUUUAGAUAUUCUUUUUAUUUUUUUUUCUUUUCCCUCAAUCCUUUUUUAUUUUUAAAAAUAGUUCUUUUGUAAUGUGGUGUUCGACACGGAAUUGAAAACUGGCACCCUGCCUCUUUAAAACAUCUGGUAAUUUGAAUUCUAGUGCCCAUUAUUCAUUAUCGUUUGUUUUCAUUGUGCUGAUUUUUGGUGAUCAAACCUCAGCCCCCUUCAUAUUGACCUCUCCUUUUUAAAAAUUACAUGUGUGCACAGAGAGGCCACCUUUUCCAGGACUGUGCAUUUUCAGGCUUGUGAUAAAUAAGACCGACCAAUGCGAGUAUUCAUAAUGACUUUCCAAUUGGCCCUGAAGUUCUAGCAUGUGAUUGCUUCACUCCUGGACUAUGACUUUCAGUGGGAGAUGGAAGUUUUUCAGAGAACUGAACUGUGGAAAAAUGACCUUUCCUUAACUUGAAGCUACAUUUAAAAUCUGAGGGUCUGGACCAAAAGAAGAAGAUCAGGUUGGAGUCAAGAUGAUAGAGAUGGUGAGAGUAAUGACUGACUCCAAAGAUGGCUUCACUGAAGAGAAAGCAUUGUAAGAUUAAAGAAAAAUCUUGACAGAAGAUCCCAGAAAAGUUCUAAUUUUCAUUAGCAGUUAAUAAAGUUAUUCAUGCAGACGUGUAUAUGACAGAACACUGCUCUUUUUGAUUUUAUUUGUACUUUUUGGCCUGGGAUAUGGGUUUUAAAUGGACAUUGUCUGUACCAGCUUCAUUAAAAUAAACAAAAUAUUUGUAAAAACUGUA